GGAGGUGCGGCCACCCUGAGGAGGAGAGCGAUGGACCCGGACUGGACACCGCCUCGCGGGGGCCAGCGAUACGGCGAGGAGAGAGGCGGCAGCGGCGCUCCGUGCGUGACGACGAGGCGUUCGGCCGCAGCAGGCUCGUCCUCACAGGCGGCGUGGCAGCCGAGCCCCGGGGCCGACCUGUCGAGCCACCACGACGAUGACCUCUUCAGCGACACGGACGGCUCGGACGAAAACACGGACGAGGAGGAGGAGGAGACGCCGCCCGCCGCCCGCCGCACGCCGCACGCCGCGGCCGUCCGCCGCCGCCCGCAGGCCGCUGGCAAGCGCAAGGCGAAGGCCGCGCCGGCGUGCGAACAGGAGGAUCACAGGGCGCGGGCGAGGGAGCUCGCCGAGCGGCGGCGCAAACGGCACGAGGCGCUGCUGCCGCCGCAAAAGGAGCUGCGCACAGCGGAGGCGCGCCGCUUGCGAGCGGAGAGCGAAAGGCUGCCGCAGCCAGCGCCGGACGACGCCGAGGCGUGCGGCACCUUCAUGGACUCGGUGCUGGGCAACUAUGUCUGCAGCCUGCGCGUAGAGGGCGAGGCGCGGGGCGCGACGGCGAGGGCGGGCUUCACGUCCACGCAGACCCUCGUCGCCGGCAUGCCGGUCCCGCCGCGGUGCCGGUUUGUGGCCGGCUGGGACGCAAUCAACGCCGCGGCGCAGGCGGCGGCGGCGCGCCGAAAGGAGGCCGCGGCGGCGGAGCUGGCGCGGCCGCCGGUGGCGGAGGCGGAGGGGCUGCGGCUGCACCUCUCGAGCAGCAGUAGCACCCGGUACAGGGGCGUGAAGGGGCUUCAGUCUGGCCGCUUCCAGGCGGAGUACAGGGUGGGCGGGAGGAAGGUCUGCCUCGGCACCUUCGACACGGCGGUGGAGGCGGCGGUGGCGUACGCGCGGGCGGUCGGCGAGGAGGGGGCGCCCGCGGAGGAGGCGGAGGGGCUGCGGCUGCACCUCUCCAGCAGCAACGUCACCGGCUACAGAGGCGUGCACGAGCACGAAGGCCGCUUCCAGGCACAGCGCGUGGCGGACGGAAGGCAGGUACAUCUCGGCACCUUCGACACGGCGGUGGAGGCGGCGGUGGCGUACGCGCGGGCGGGCGGCGAGGCCCCAGCGGCGACGUGAUGGCGGCGCGCACAACGCCGCGGUGGCGUACGCGGCGCUCGCCGAGGAGGUGAAGGACCUCAAGGACAACGAGGACAACGAGGUCGCCGCCAAGGAGCGCAUCCUCGCGCGGGCGUCGGUCAGCUCCUCGUGACUCCGGCUAGGGCCGUCAGAUCGCUGAUGCACGCCCCCUCUCGCCCCGCGACUCGCCGUCCCUCUCGCUCGGGGGGGCCAACACGACACUAGUCUAAGUCGUCGAGUAUCUUUUACGUUUGUCUGUGUUGUCGCCAUUUGUUUCUGUCCGGGGUACACAUACAGUACAAUACUCAAUACGAUGUAUUAUAGGC
Molecule: messenger RNA, 1478 nt
Organism: Emiliania huxleyi CCMP1516
Lineage: Eukaryota; Haptophyta; Isochrysidales; Noelaerhabdaceae
Exons: 1
Coding region: 31-1152 (373 amino acids)
Biological process (GO): regulation of DNA-templated transcription
Molecular function (GO): DNA binding; DNA-binding transcription factor activity
Source: RefSeq, a predicted model, not a curated record